UAAACUUUCUAAAACAGUUUAUAUGAAAGGAUAAACCAUUCACACCCCGUACUUAUGUUAAAUGAUCAACAGCAGUUUGAUUUUUAUCACGUCUUAUACCGCAGUAGUGGAAGAAGCCUUGUCAAUCGAUUCACCCUUCAAACCCGCAGCUCUCGCUCCGCCUGACUCAGUCUAUUUCAUUACGACACACGGAAUAGGGGUUAAAGACGAGCCUCGACUCAAGGCAAGCUCAAGAUGUCUAUUUCAAAUGCACAAGCGACACCAUCCAUCCAGAUAUGCAGGAUCAUGCGUCCUGAUGAUGCCAACAUUGUUGGUAAUGUUCAUGGUGGCACUAUCCUGAAGAUGAUUGAGGAAGCAGGUUGCAUCAUUGGCACACGCCACUGCAAUACUCAAACUGGGGAUCGCUGUGUAGCUGCCUUGGCCCGGGUGGAGCGCACAGACUUCCUGUACCCAAUGUUCAUCGGUGAAGUAGCCCAUGUCAGUGCUGAGAUUACCUACACCUCCAAACACUCAGUUGAGGUGCAGAUCAAUGUUCUCUCAGAGAACAUAGUCACAGGUACCAAAAAAGUGACCAACAAGGCAACACUGUGGUAUGUCCCACUCUCCCUUCAAAAUGUGGACAAAAUCAUUGAAGUUCCUCCUAUUGAGUACUCCAGCUCAGAGCAGGAAGAAGCAGGAAAAAAGAGAUAUGAGGCUCAGAAAUUAGAGCGAUUAGAGACCAAAGAGAGGAAUGGUGAGAUCCUCAUGUCUGUCUCUCUUCCAGAUAGACAGACAAAAGAGCCUUACACUGUUGCAUUUAGUCAGUCAAGUCUGAUCCACCUCAUUGGCCCAUCUGACUGCACGAUGCAUGGCUUUGUACAUGGAGGUAUUCUGUCUCUUCUAAUCUCAUCUUACAUUUUGUUGGAUUGGCUGUUAAACCUGCCAUCCAGAGGACAUUCAACACAGCAUUCAGUCUACUCAGGUGUGACAAUGAAGCUCAUGGAUGAGGUCGCAGGGAUUGUUGCUGCCCGUCAUUGCAAGACCAACAUUGUGACGGCAUCUGUGGAUGCCAUUAACUUCCAUCGUAAGAUCAAGAAAGGCUGUGUCAUUACUGUUUCCGGGCGAAUGACCUUCACCAGUAACAAAUCAAUGGAGAUUGAGGUUUUUGUUGAUGCUGAAUCACUGGUGGAGGCUGAGAAGGGAAAAUAUAGGGCUGUCACAGCCUUUUUCACCUAUAUCUCCCUGGACAAAGACAACAAGCCCCUUCCUGUGCCACCACUGAAGUUGGAAGGUGAAGAGGAGCAGAAGCGGUUUGAAGAAGGGAAAGCGCGCUACCUGCAGAACAAAGCAAAGAGACUCACAGAUAAGGAGCGUCAACAAUGACUUUAACAACGCAAACACCAUAUUGUGUUAUAGAAGAAAGCUCUGGAAUAAUAGAGCAUCAACGUACAACCUACUAUAUUAAGAACCUCUUUUAUUCUAAAUGUAGCUCACCCAGUAGAAAGAAAAAUAUAGGUUUAAUUGACUGUUGUCUGCAUUUACCAAAGCACUUUGUGUGUAUAUUUAUCUCAAGUGAAACAAAAAAUUUAAAUGUUUUAUUGUAACAAGUUAUUUGUGAAAUCUGCAGAACUGUAUUAUGCACAAAUAAAAGCCUACUAAUGUAUAACUGA
Molecule: messenger RNA, 1649 nt
Organism: Megalobrama amblycephala (Wuchang bream)
Lineage: Eukaryota; Metazoa; Chordata; Actinopteri; Cypriniformes; Xenocyprididae
Gene: acot7
Product: acyl-CoA thioesterase 7
Exons: 11
Coding region: 235-1362 (375 amino acids)
Biological process (GO): acyl-CoA metabolic process; palmitic acid biosynthetic process
Cellular component (GO): extracellular exosome; cytosol; nucleoplasm
Molecular function (GO): long-chain fatty acyl-CoA binding
Source: RefSeq, a predicted model, not a curated record